Messenger RNA from Rhipicephalus microplus (southern cattle tick), 671 nucleotides. RefSeq lists its product as uncharacterized. The record is from RefSeq and is a predicted model, not a curated record. Lineage: Eukaryota; Metazoa; Arthropoda; Arachnida; Ixodida; Ixodidae.
UAAGAUACCGCGUCGGUUCCAGUUCGACACGUCUGGAUUUCGCUGCGACUGGAUACGCCACCUUCGUGUUGAUAUCGUCUACUAGUUAAACGUAAGCACAGCUGCACGAUGAAAACGGGUUUCCUGCUGUGUCUUUGCCUAGGCUUUGUGUGCCUGGUAGCCGCCGACGAAGCUGAAGAUGUGGCUAAACUCAUCGAGGAAGCUAUUCGAGAAAACGCUGGCAGUGACGCACUGGCUGAGAAAAUCUUGGCAAGAGUGAAGAUUCUUCAAGACUGUGCUGCCGAGCAGAAUGAGGAGGGCAUCGAACUGCUUAAAAAGUACACAGUACCGAUAACCAAGGAGGCAACAAAGUGUGCUGCAACAAAAUCUGACAUUGCAGAUGCUACCGAAAGGGACGUCGCUGAACACCAAUGCUUUAGGGAGGCUUCAAAGCGGUUCAAGGAAUCAACACCACCGACUGAAAAAGAAAGCGCAGUCUACGACGCCAUUAAGGCUUGCUUUCUUCCUAAACUGGCAGCACUGGAAGCAGGAGCUUGAGCCACCAUACUACCGACAACAGCCGAGGAGCGUUCGCCAGGUCUGAGCUGUUCUGCUGAAGCGAAGAACAAAAAUGUGAAUCGCUGCGUUGUUUGUCGUUUAAUGUGGCUUAAUAAACGUCACUACAAUGAACA